Drosophila ananassae is the source of this 1811-nucleotide messenger RNA. Its product is annotated as prolyl 4-hydroxylase subunit alpha-1. Gene Ontology annotation, cellular component: endoplasmic reticulum. Gene Ontology annotation, molecular function: iron ion binding; L-ascorbic acid binding; protein binding. The coding region runs from base 186 to 1772 and encodes 528 amino acids. Gene Ontology annotation, biological process: peptidyl-proline hydroxylation to 4-hydroxy-L-proline. The transcript has 5 exons. Lineage: Eukaryota; Metazoa; Arthropoda; Insecta; Diptera; Drosophilidae. The record is from RefSeq and is a predicted model, not a curated record.
CGCACAAGUAGCUUUGUUUGUCUAUCUGUAUCUGUGACUCUGGCUCUGCCUUUAGCUGGCAUCUUUGUUUGUUCAACGUUUUUUCUGGAUACGUGACAGUUUUCAAAUGGAGCACACUUUUUUUAACCAAACCACACUAUCCAAGGCGGAUGGUAGCUUAGUAUUCAACUGUCGGUCUUUCCAUAAUGUCACAUUUCAAUUGGAGUUCCGUUUUGGGAAUUUUCCUGCACUUGAUUUUUAAUGGAGGAGUUCACGCGGAGUUCUAUUCCUCGGCAGAUGCGAUGCAAGAUCUGGUUCAAGUAGAGCGGGAGAUUUUAAAUGCCACGCGUUCUUAUCUGGAGGAACAACAAAAGCAGUUGGAUUUUUAUAGAAAAUUUUUGGAGCAAAUAAAAGAAGAACAUGAUUGGGUUGUCGAACAAACGGAUUUGAAUGAGUACUUGGGUCACCCUUUGCAUGCUUUUCGUUUGAUCAAAAGAUUGGUUCAGGAUUGGGAUGAGCUCGUAUUUGAUCCCAUAGUUUCCAACGCGCCUAGAGAAGAACUUCGCGAAUUUGUGGACAGUGUAGUCAACGAAUUGGGCUAUCCAAAUCCAUCAGAACUCCAUGGGGCUGUUAAAGGCAUCGCCAGACUUCAAAAAGUCUAUAAUCUCACCACAACUGAUGUCGCCGAUGGCCUUAUUGAUGGGGUAUUAUACGAUUCCGAGCUUAGCUGGCGGGAAUGCUAUGAAAUUGGAGUUGUACUCUUCGAUCUCGGGGAAUACCAACGGUCACUGGAGUGGCUUCAAGUGGCCUUUGUCAUUCUUAGAGCGAAUCCCGGCCAAGAGGAAAACGAAAAUUUCUACUUAUCCGAUAUAAAGGAAUACGCGGCACUUGCAAACUUAGAAUUAGGAAAUUCCGAGCGAUCUGAACGACUUUUAAAUCAAAUUCUUGAGAAGGAACCCACAAAUACGUCCCAUCUAACCCGCAAGUAUAUUGAGGCCAGAAAGCCGGGAAAGUCUUCGGAAGUAAAUAAUCCCUCAUGGUAUGCAAAUUAUACGAGACUAUGUCAGGGUAAAAAGUUACCAGAGGAGAGUACUGGAAGGCCCUUAAGUUGCUAUUUGGAUGGAAGGACAAAUCCCUACUUCGUAUUGGCACCGCUGCAAGUAGAGCCAGUACACCUUGAUCCGGAUAUAAAUGUCUACCAUAGAAUGCUAAGCCAGCAACAAAUUAAUUCAAUAUUCGAGGAGGCGGACAAGCUAACAAUGUACCGUUCCGCCGUGGCUGGGAAUGCCGGGAAAAGCACCGUGGCCGAUCUCCGGGUCAGCCAGCAAACGUGGCUGAAUUAUACUUCUCCAAUCAUGAAGUCGAUAAGCCGGAUUAUUCAGUUUGUUUCCGGUUUCGAUAUAGCUGGAGCGGAAUUUAUGCAAGUAGCUAAUUACGGCGUGGGCGGACAGUAUGAGCCGCAUCCUGAUUACUUCGAAUUUAACUUGCCGCAGCAAUUCCAAGGGGAUCGGAUCUCCACCAGCAUGUUUUAUCUUUCAAAUGUGGAGCAAGGCGGCUAUACAGUAUUCACAAAACUGAAUGUAUUCCUGCCUCCUAUUCAAGGAGCCAUGGUCAUGUGGCACAACUUGCAUCGGUCACUGGAUGUGGAUGCGCGAACGUUGCAUGCAGGCUGUCCAGUCUUAGUUGGUUCUAAACGAAUUGGCAAUAUUUGGAUGCACUCGGGCUUCCAGGAGUUCCGCCGUCCUUGUAAUUUAACUUCGGAUAGUUACAAGUCGGCAGCCUACAGAAAUUGAAACUUUAAAAAGGUUGACUCAGUCAAUAUUAGAGCGCAG